UGGCGAUGUAUAUGUAGCGCUUCGGGCGUGACCGUGCGAGACGUCUUCUUUCUCACCCUCAACCCACCGAGGAACACGAAGCUCAACCUCACCGUAGGAGCACGAGGCACAUCCCAUUAUACCUCACGGUGAGGUUCAGCGUUUUGACGAACACAUCAGGAGCAGCGUCCACAGCCAGAGCGAGGACUGUGACAACUCGAUCAAUGGCGGGGAUGGAUCAGAGCGUGCAGGUGCUGGCGUCCUUGUUGGACACGCUCCCGCCGGAGUUCGUGCAGCCCGAGCACAAGCAGCCGGGCGCGACGACCACGUUCAGCGGUGCGGCGGCGGCCACAGAGCUCCCCCUGAUAGACAUGUCCAUGUGGAACGCCGGCUGCUGCAUCGCGGAGGCAGCUCGGGAGUGGGGGAUCUUCCAGGUGGUGAACCACGGCGUGCCGUCGGAAGCUGUGGCGGAGCUGCAGCGCGUGGGGCGUGAGUUCUUCGCCCUGCCGCAGGAGGAGAAGGAGCGGUACGCCCUGGACCCGGCCUCCGAAAGGACCGAGGGCUAUGGCUCCACGCUGGGGCGGGAACCCGAUGACAAGAAGGUGUGGGGCGACUUCCUCUUCAACAUCGUCGCGCCGCCGGCCGCGGUCAACCUCGAGAUGUGGCCGAAGGAUCCGCAUGGAUACAGGGAGGCGAACGAGGCCUACUGCGGGCACAUGCAGCGGCUGACGCGGACGCUGUUCGAGAGCCUCUCCGUGGAGCUGGGGCUGGAGCAGGGCGCCAUGGCGGAGGCGUUGGGCGGCGACGACGUGAUGUUCUUGCAGAAGAUCAAUUUCUACCCGCCAUGCCCGCAGCCGGAGCUCGCGCUCGGCGUCACGCCGCACACCGAUCUUUGCGCCCUCACUGUCCUCGUGCCCAACGAGGUGCAGGGCCUCCAGGUGUCCAAGGACGGCCACUGGUACGACGUCAACUACGUGCACGGCGCCCUCAUCGUCAACAUUGGCGACCAGAUCGAGAUUUUCAGCAACGGGAGGUACAAGGCAGCGCUGCACCGGGCGAUGGUAAGCAAGGAGAAGACGCGGAUGUCGUGGCCGGUAUUCUUGGAGCCGCCCCUGGAGCAAGUUGUCGGGCCUCACCACCAGCUCGUCACCGACGAGACCCCGGCCAAGUACAAUGCCAAUACGUUCAAGCAUUACAAGUACUGCAAGUUCAACAAGCUACCCCUAUGAUUAAGAGAAAACCCUUUCCUAAGGAGCUUGAAUACAAUUCCAAUCUUUGGCGUCAAACUCAUUGUGAGCUAAUCUGUACACUAUACCUUAUCUAAAUUUAUACCAUCUUGAGUUUUCUA
Messenger RNA from Lolium perenne, 1327 nucleotides. RefSeq names its product flavonol synthase/flavanone 3-hydroxylase. Lineage: Eukaryota; Viridiplantae; Streptophyta; Magnoliopsida; Poales; Poaceae. The record is from RefSeq and is a predicted model, not a curated record.